Messenger RNA from Striga hermonthica, 1482 nucleotides. The record is from the annotation of a GenBank genome assembly. NCBI's taxonomy places the organism in Eukaryota, Viridiplantae, Streptophyta, Magnoliopsida, Lamiales, Orobanchaceae.
AUGGCCAUAAAUUUGAUAAUAGCAUCACUACUAAUCUCGUGUUGUUGGUUUGCGAGGGUGGAGGGCGUAAUCGGCAUAAACUGGGGCAGGCAAACGACGCACAGGUUGAUCCCGUCCAUGGUGGUCGACUUGAUGUUACAAAAUGAAAUUCGUCACUUGAAGUUAUUUAGCCCCAGCGACAAUGUCCUGAGAGCCUUUGCCUCAUCGGGCAUUUCCAUCACGAUAACACUGCCCAAUGAGUCCAUUAAGGAUAUAAAAUAUCCCCUCUUGGCAUCAUAUUGGUUGCAACAGAGGGUUCUCAAGUACCGCAAUCAAAAUGUCGACAUAAGGUAUCUCUUUGUAGGGAGCGAACCCUUCUCAACGUACACACGUAAGAACACUUACGACUCGGCCCCUACUGCAUUGAGGCUGAUUCAAGACUCGAUUAUUGCAAAUGGGUACGACAACCUCAUCGCAACCAUCCCGCACUUCACAGACGUCCUGACGCCCAACAUAAUGAAGCCCUCAGAGGCUGACUUUCGGGAAGACUUGAAGGAACGGAUGGUAGAGAUUAUCCGCCUUCUCAACAGAACUAAUGCGCCCUUUGUCUGCAACGUCUUCCCCAUCUACUAUGUCAUGAACCAUACGGACGAUGGUUGGGAUCCGGAGUUUGCUUUCAUCAACAACAGGUCGAAUUUCACAGUAGAGGACAAUGGCCUCGUCUACCGCAACGUCUUUGAGUUUGUGUACGACUCUUUCCUUCACGCCAUCGCAAAGGCUGGGUCGCCAGGUAUGGAGCUAAUGGUGGGGAAGAUCGGGUGGCCAACGGACGGGUAUGUGAAUGCGAACGUGGAAAAUGCAGAAAGGUUCUUCAAGGAGUUUCUGCCAUACAUAAGAAGCAACAAAGGGACUCCUCUACGGCCGGGGGCCUCGAUAGAUGUGUCGAUCCACUCACUGGCGGAUGAGAACAAGAACUACAUAAACAUGGCCCCAUUCCAACGCCACUGGGGAGUCUACUGGAGCGACGGCCAGCCCAAGUACAAGAUCGACUUCACAGGUCAAGGCCGCGACAUCUUUCCCACCACCGGAAAGGGACUCAUACACAUGCCCCGAAGAUGGUGCAUAUUCAACGGCGACACAUCAGAUAUCGACAAAGUGAGGUUACAACUAGGGGAGGCAUGCAAGUUGGCGGAUUGCACGACCCUGUCCCCAGGAGGCUCGUGUAGCCAUCUGGAGAUGAGGCAGAAUGUGUCAUACGCGUUCAACAUGGCAUUCCAGGCAAGCGCGCAGGCCGACAUCAAAGGGGCCACCUGCGAUUUUGACGGUCUCGGGGUGCUUGUGCCCGAAGAUCCCUCCAACGGAACGUGCAAGUUCCCAGUCGAGAUUCUCGCGGCCGAGAAGGCUGACAAGGACGGCCUCACGGACCGCGGCGCCAAGAGAUUCAACUUGUCUAGGUUGUCAAUUUUCAUAACCUUUCUCACUUUUGUUUUCAUUUUGGGUUAA